CAAACCUUUCACAACCCUGGGAAACUAAAAAAAAUAUAUAAAUAGUUUCAUUCUGGAUUUUUGAUAUUUAUUUUGAGAUCAUAAGAUAUUUGAUACUAUUCUUUUUUGACAUGAUAAUACUAUUACUGGAAUCGCUUUGGAUUGACCAUGAAUCCUCGAUCAGUGUGCAAGACGAUAAGGAUAUAAAAUACUGAAGGAAGUCAUGACAUACUUUGGGAUUCGUCGAUUCAUUGACUUACCAGAUGUUAGCAGUGACGAAGAUGAUGGUUUGGUGUUUGUUAAACAUGGAACCAUCGAAACUUCUGUUAUUCUUAUCAAUAGUGAUGAAGCUGGUGAGGAUGUUGUUGUUAUCAGUGAUGAUGUCGUUAACACCGGUGGUCAAAAGCAAAAAGAAAAAGAUGUUUUCAUUGACUUGUCCGAUAAAGAUGAUACAGAUAGUAUAAAGAAAGAAACAACUGAAGUGUUUUAUGCCACUCGUAUAUCUAAUACAGAAUCUGCUAACAUUAACAGCAGUAUUAUCACAGAUGGUGCUGCCAGUAAUGUUGUCACACCUAAGGAUGUGAUUAUAAUCAAUGAUGAUGAUGACAAUGAAACUGUUGGGCUGCCAUCCACUGAGCCGCAACCAAGCACAAGCAAUGAAAAGGAAUUAGAUUUGCAGGUGACAGCAGUACACGGCUAUGAGCGAUUUCCAUUCCUCAACGAUCCGCGGACUGUGGAGUUUAUUCGCCGGUCCAACACAAUUUUCCUCAUGCGGGGUCUUUCCGGCAGCGGGAAGAGUACUGUGGUCCGCUGCCUUCAGCAACUUUACCCUUCAUCAGUAGUCUGCUCGGCUGAUAGCUACUUCAUGGAUGCUCAAGGAAACUACUGCUGGGACCAGAAUAAACUAUCAGACGCUCACCAAUACUGUCAGACCCUGGCCACACAGACUUGUGACCAGAAGUGUCCAGUGGUCAUUAUAGACAACACCAAUAUACAGCGAUGGACCAUGGCGCACUAUGUCAAACUGGCCCAGACGAGCCACUACUACCAUAUCAUAAUAGUGGAGCCAGAAACGCCAUGGCGGUAUGACCCGGAUAUUCUCGCGGCUCGCAACUCACACGGGGUGACGAAGGACAUCAUUGCAAAGAAACUCCAGAGUCUACGUGACAACAAAUGUCUGCCAUACUACUAUGGGUGGUUCAUCAGUCAGCCUGGUUCCCAGCGGCUUGUUACCAUGUUGAUGGACACACUGGGCCAGUGUGUGGCAGAGUUGGGGCAGACAGGGUCCAUGUCCGGUAUCAGGGAUCUACUCACAGAUAUGCUCAACAGAUACAAUGAGUCUUACACAGAACCCAGGAAGAUGCUUCAUUGUACAGCCAACUAUUUGGGCAACAAUGCCCAAGACCCUUACCAUAAAUGUAACAAUGUCGUUACUUCCCUUGGUAAGGCAUUUGCCAUUACUAUCUCAGGAUUUGUGUUUAGCCGGAGAGCAAUAUGCGCAAGAGUGGACCUGUACUGGGAAAAUGAUGAAAUUACUGCCGUAGGGCAGGAUGGUGGAAACAAGGCCAACUUUGAAACUGCCUCCUCUAGCAAAAAACAAAAUACUGGAGGUUUGGUUAAACAUAACAACAGUGAGGUGCCAGGGGAGGUAAAUCAAAAUGACAAAGAUAUUGAUGAUAUGUUGAAUCUUUUUGUAAAACCCGAAGAAGAGGAUCUUAGAAGCAAAUAUGAGGGGCAGAAAAGAGGGGUAGGUUACAAUGAUAGGCAGAGACUUUUAAAACAUGGUUGUAGUGCUCAUGUGACUAUAUCCUAUGCAAAGACAGGGCAGGCCAGGCACAGCGGGGACGAUGUGCUGAGAAUCGUUGAGAUGGAUUUUAAUGGGCAGAAUAUUGGAACGGCUGAGACAAGCAUUGGGAAGGUGGUGGGGUAUGGAGGGGAGAUGUGUGCGGUGACCUUGAAACGACCUGUCACAUUAGACAGUCUUUUUCAGGGCUUCUAUAGUAUGAGAAGAUAAAAAGUAUAUUGUUGCCCAAGUUGAUCCUAUUAAAGCAUUCAAUUUUGUGGGACUAUUUUUUUUGCACAUUAAAAUAAAUGUAGAUCAUCUGUUUUCAAAAGAAAAUAUCCUACAACAUGUAUGUAGUGUCAUCUAAGCUUGAUAUUGUCAGUCUAAGCCAAGUUGAGCAAAAACUAAAAACAGUCUAAGAUAUUUAACAAAAUUUAGUACAAACGGUUACAAUAACGAUACAUUAGAGUAUCAAGGCCCACCACCAACUUAAAUGAAGAAGUGGGAUGUACAUGUAGGUCAACUUGCUUAUAGUCCUAUGGCCUUUUGUCAAGCCCACUUGCGGUAACUUUGACAUAUUCACCACAAUGGCAGUUUAAUGUUCAUGCGUCCGUCCAUCUUGGUGUGUGUCUACAUUUCCUUUUGGCUUGUCUUGGAUGUAACUUGGCCAAUUAAGGGGAUUUUGGUACAAGUGUUCACCAUGAGAUGAUGGAGUGUUGUGUACAAGACUUAUGUACAUGUAGGCAGGUCAAAGGUCAAGUUCACACAUGAGGGUCAUUGGUCAAAAUGCUGUAAGUCAGUCAUGCAUUUGGCAUUUGGGGUUUUAAAAUUACAAAUGUUCACAUUAAAGACUGUGUGUAGCUGACAAGACCCAUGUCUUAAGGUCAAGGUCACAAUCAAGGAUCAUUGGUCGAAAUCCUUUGAAUUUGGGUUGUCUGGGCAAUAACUUGGCCAUGCUUGCGGGGAUUUCUAAAUACCUUGGCUAGCAUGUCACUUGCAAGACCUAUGUCUGUAGUUCAAAAUUCAACGUCACACUAAAGGUUCAUUAGUCAAAAUCCCUUGUAAUGUGGCUAGUCCGGGUUGCAACUUGGCCAUGUAUUGGGUUGAAACAAAGUAACAAAUUAUCACUUAGGAAGAUGGCGUGUGGCAUGCAAGACUCAUGUUUGUUGUUCAAAAUCAUACUUGAAAUUCAUCGGUUAAAGUAACUUGUACGUUGUAUACAUUUUAUAAUUUAAUAUAAUUAAUUAGAAUGUUUUAUGUAAAAUCCUAGUGACUAACUGUGGCUUAAUGACUAAGAGCUUUGUGUUCCUUAAUAAUAAACAUUUUGUAUAAUAUGUUCUAACUACACAUAUUGCAUUCUAUUUUGUACUAACAAAGCUUUUUGUUACCGCUUUUUAAAUUAAUCAUACUGUAUGUUCUCCUAUGUGUUUGUAGUUACAAAGCGCCCAAGACAAACAGACAAUGUUGUCCUUUUCUUUUCUUUAUUUCCACAUGAAAUAUUUCCAUUAGGGUUUUAUGUAGUGGUUUUGACAACAUUAAGGCAAAAUAGUCCAUGAUGUACCAUCAAAUUAUCUUAAUUCUUUAAAAGUAGUUGUACUUGCAUUAGUAUUUUAAUCAAAACAACUUUAAAUCAAAUCAUUGUCUUUUUAUGUAUCAAUUGUUCCUUUAUCACGACUCAUACACUCUGGGACACUUUAAUUUAUGAUCAUAUCAUACGAUCUCUUUUUGUGCUGAUAGUUUACAGAAGUAACAAUAUUCAUUUCCAAACAAGGGCCCAUUGUCAAUAACUUUGGUAAAGUUAACAACAUUGUAAACGUCAUCAUUGUUAACUUUCAAAUUGUUACUACUUUGUAAGUUUAAUGAAUAUACUUGUGAUCUGCAGUAUUCCGAGACAACUUUUUCAACUGUUUAUUUGUUAUUGAAAUAUAUGAGCACUUUAUCAAGUAUUUCAUGUCUAAAAGUUAACAACAAAUUUCGUUUAUCACGUUGUUUGUCGUACUUGAACAAAGUCCUGUGGCCGUGAUUAUGAACGGUCUUAAAUUAAAGUUCAGAUUGAAAUUGCAAAAAUGCAAAUUUUCAUUUCAUUGUUAUUUUCCCUCAAGUGAUGAAAUUUGCUGAGUUGUAAAAUUGUUUGAAAUUGUACAAUUAUUGACAUGUAUUUUUGUAAAACACAUGGUUAGAAGACGGUUCUUUGUAACUUAAUAAAAGUGCUUGUCUAAAUCUAAACUCAGACUUGAGACUGUUUGUAAUCAUGGCCCAAGAACAAUUGGCUGUAAAUGUGUUACUGGUCACCUUAACAUAUCUUCAACAGUUAACCUUUUUAGUAAACAUAGUUUCUUAACCUUAUGAUAUUGCGUUGUUCACUCCUUAGCAAAAUGGCUCCUUAGAAUAGUAAGCAGAAUUCCUUCUUUGAAAUAUUAAUCAAUGUUUAUACAUGGUCUACUACUGGUGCAAGUGCUUAAAAGGUAUUUAUUUAUUUCCUUUCUUUUUCUAGUAAUUUCUUGUUAAUUAUGCACCAGUCAAUUGUAACCACGCCCCCC
This is a messenger RNA of Mya arenaria, 4302 nucleotides long. RefSeq lists its product as uncharacterized. Gene Ontology annotation, biological process: cyclic nucleotide catabolic process. The record is from RefSeq and is a predicted model, not a curated record. Bases 203 to 1993 code for a protein of 596 amino acids. Gene Ontology annotation, cellular component: cytoplasm; membrane. NCBI's taxonomy places the organism in Eukaryota, Metazoa, Mollusca, Bivalvia, Myida, Myidae. The transcript has 9 exons. Gene Ontology annotation, molecular function: 2',3'-cyclic-nucleotide 3'-phosphodiesterase activity.